CUUCUUUGGCCCACCCUCUCUCCUCCCUCCCCCAACUGGCUACGACUACAUAUUGUCAUGCGCAUACUUGAGUAAUUGUCAAAAAUAUAUGGAGUAGAAUUCGAUCGAAUUACUGCUAACUCUGCUCUUUCUUCGAGCCUCUACCGUCGCCGCCGUUUGAUCGACCGCAAACGCUGCUAUGAGCGACUCGCAAGGGUCUUCUUCUGCUUCCUCUUACUCGUCUUCAUUUGAGGAUGCUCUCGCAAGGCCGCGGGUAAUUGAUCAAGUUAAAUUUCGCUAUUGAUCAUCUUUCACUAUAUGUUGGUCGUGGUUAGUUGCCUGUUACAUCUAAACUCGCUCUAGUGGGAAAUAUGACUCCUUUGUUGACUUCCGGUGCUGACUGCCGAGUCCAAUUUAUAAGUAAUCUUUGUAAAUGUUUGGUUUCACCGAUUGACUUACAAGUUCCUAAAUUUUGUUGCUUUGAUUUGCGGAUUUUGGCAUGCUCCCUAGUUUAAGUAAGUUUUGCUCUCAUGCAGUGUGCAUUUUGUUUCAGUUGUGUGUAUACGGCCAUAUACCAGCCAGGUUACAACUUACAAUCCGUGUAUGAACCAGGAAAAGAACCUAUGUUAGAAGUGUAAUUUGGUUUGUGACUUUGUGGCUUGGUAUGGUGCAAAGUCGCAAAGUGUAGGGCUGCUAAGUGUACACAGAGUGGGGAGUGCAUAUAAUUCAGCAUACCAAGGGGUCAUUUUGCAAAAUACCAGACACCCCUAAGUAUAUCUACUUAACCAAAAAACAAGUAAAAUAACGACGCUGGGUUUCAUACAGCAGCUGAUGGAAGUCAUUCUGUGGAUUUCACUGCAAGAACCUCACGCCAUUGGAGAGAUGUGUUUUGGUUGGUGAUAUUUCUGUUGCAUCUAAUAGUGGUUGGUUUGGCACUCGGGGUAUUCGGCUUUAAUAGGUUUAGGGAAAAGGAUAGGCUAAAGAUUGAUAGAUAUACAAUGCUAUUUCUUGAUAAUCGUGAGGGUCUAACAGAGGAUUAUUGGCCAUUGUAUGCUGUUGCGGCUGGAGUCGCAACUGCUCUUGGUUGGACUUGGUUGUUGUUACUCGGUUCACAGGGGAACCAGAUGAUGAAAUUCUCAGUGCACAUCUUGACUACAUAUCUUGCAGUUGUCAGUGUGUUGUGUUUCUGGUCAGCACAGAUAUUUUGGGGCAUUGCCUUUGCCAUUGGUGCAGCUUUGCAGUUCAUGUAUGUCAUAUCAGUAAUAGACAGAUUUCCAUUUACCAUGCUAGUGUUACAAAAGGCAGUCAAGAUGGUGUGGAGCCUUCCUGAAGUUAUGGGAGUAUCAUGUGCAUUUACACUGGUCAUGAUUUCAUGGUUAGUACUGUGGUCCUUUGGAGUAGCUGGGGUUGUGGCUUUAAGCAUUGGUGAUGGUGGACGUUGGUGGCUACUUGUGGUGAGCUGGUUUUCUGUGUUAGUUUAUUCUGGACAGGCGCAGUUUUUUGCAACAUUGUUCAUGUUAUAGUGUCUGGGAUGGUGUUUUUUGUUAUAUACCAUGGCGGUCAUGCAGAAACAUCAAUGCCUCCUAAACCGCUGUUGAAUUCUCUGAGAUAUGCUAUCACUACUUCUUUUGGCAGCAUCUGCUAUGGAUCACUGUUUACGGCCGCUAUCCGGACAUUGCGUUGGAAGAUUAGAGGAGUAAGGUCAAAGAUUGGUAACAAUGAGUGCUUGCUUUGUUGUGUGGACUUCCUUUUUCAUUUGGUGGAGACGCUAGUCCGAUUCUUCAACAAGUAUGCUUACGUCCAGAUUGCUGUUUAUGGUAAAAACUUUAACAACUCAGCAAAAGAUGCUUGGGAGCUGUUUCAAUCAACCGGAGUUGAAUCACUGAUUGCAUACGACUGUUCUGGUGCUGUACUACUAAUGGGCACCCUUUUAGGUGGACUGAUUUCUGGAACUUGUGCUGGAGUUUGGACCAGGAUCAAGCAUCCGGACAGAGUUAUGAUGGUCGGUUCCACUUCCAUGUUGAUUGGGAUGAUCUUGGUGGGUUUAGCGAAUGUAGUGGUGGAAAGUGCAGUGACCGCCUUAUAUAUCUGCUUUGCUGAAGACCCUUUACUAGUAAGUAAAUGGGAUUCAGAGUUUUUUGACAAGAUGUCGGAGACCCUUCACCAACGUUUGCAGCACAGAAGUGCACGUGCAAGGCAAGUCGUACUAACCACUAGGUUCGAUACCCAAAUGCAAGAACCAGUGCAAAUCUGAAUUUUAUGUCUCCACAAAUCGGAAUUGAAAAUAACUGUCUAUAUUUAUAUUUAUAUUUAUAAUUUUAUAUAUUCAUACAAUUAUCCAAAGAAUUACAGGUCCAGUUAUAAAGGUGUAAAUUUUUGUGCUUCCAACGUCAUUCUUGUGGUUUUCCUUGAUAUGGCCUAUUUGUAAAGAACUAUAACAUUGAGACUGAUUGACUUUUUAUAGGGUCGGUGUAACCUAUAAAUUCUGGAUUUUAAUGAUAUCAUAUUUACUGUUUACUUAACCAAAUUGAACGGUAAUUUCCUAAUAAAAAUAAGACUGAUCAAGCGUAAGGCAUUUCCCAUGCAAGUCAUUGUUUUCCUUGUUGUUUUUUUGAAAAUUUUGUUUUCCUUGUUUUAACUUUGUUUUGAAAGUGAAAGUAUCACAUAUGAGCCCUGUGUUGUUAUCACAUACUUCUUCCGUUUUUAACGGUCAACAUUUCACACUUGUCGAGACACAACUUUGACCAUUAAUAUAUACUCCGUAUAUAAUUUUGUAUUAGUAAAAAAGUUUAAAAAAAUAGAUUUUGAAAAUUUUGUUCAUAAAAAAUAUUAAUACAUUAAUAAAUAAAAUGUAGUCAAAGUAGAACAUGUGAAUAGUGUAAAAUUCAAGGUGUUACAUUUAUUUAAGAACGGAAGUAGUAUGUGAUAACGACACAGGGCUCAUAUGUGAUACUUUCACUUUCAAAACAAAGUUAAAACAAGGAAAACAAAAUUUUCAAAAAAACAACAAGGAAAACAAUGACUUGCAUGGGAAAUGCCUUACGCUUGAUCAUUCUUAUUUUUAUUAGGAAAUUACCGUUCAAAAUUUGGUUAAGUAAACAGUAAAUAUGAUAUCAUUAAAAUCCAGAAUUUGUGAUUGUUUUUUGUCAAUACUAAACAAGUAAACAGAAAGUCAAGCAUCAUGGAAAAAUAAGAAUACUAUGAACAAAAUUUUUGGAAGAUUGUUUGUGAACAAUAUAAAAAAUAGAAUCUUUCUGAAGAACAUUUAAAAAUUUAUUGUUGUGAACUUGUGAUAGACGAUAGUGUAUAUAUGUUGAAUUCUACUCCUUCACACUACAUAUGCAGAGGCCGUUUGGUAACAUCUUUUUUGGCUUAUCAGGCUUAUCAGCUAACUUUUUCACCAAACACGUAACUUUUACUUUCGCGCGCUGAAUUGUGUAAUAAGCAGAAAAAGUAAGGUUAGAGUUACUUUUCUGGCUGUAUUGGCUGAAGUUACUGUAGAUGACCAUUUUAGCUAUUUUUACAUAUAAUUUUUUCUUUAUUUUAUUAAUAAAAUAUAUUUUAAAAAUAAUUUUUACUUAAAUCAGCAGAAACAGCCACUUCAGCCAAAACUUCAUAAAUUUCAGCAGAAUCAGCCAAAACAGCCGAUUUUCGUGCUACCAAACAGGCUCGCAAUAUCGAUUUAGUGUUUGUUAGAGACAAUUAUAUGUUUAUAAUUAUUUAUGCUUAAAACACUUUAGGGAUGUAAUCACUUUACACCGUUUGUUUUAAUUAUUUGAUGUAAACUGAAGUGUAUUCUUUAAAAACAUUUUACUUUUUACAUGGGACUUUUUACAUCGGGAAGGUUGGUAAACUACUUUACAUUAUAAACAUAAAUAAAAUACACGGUUUGAUUUUUUACAGUCCAGGCCUAAUUUUAACUACUCCAGUACUCCGUACUUGAGUAUGACUGCUGAAGAGGAAAGCUUGUCGUCAAGAAGUAAGCUUUACGGCAGAAGAAGAAAACAGCCCUAAUUAUAAGAAUGAAACACGUAGACCGCACUUUUGCAUAAGUAAGCUUCCACGUUAGUUUUCUUUUUUAAUUUAAUGACAUGUGGAGUAUUAUUUAGAGUAUUAUUGUAUGGUAAAAUUAAAGUAAAAUUUAGUUUUUAAUGAGAUUCGUUUACUUGAUUCGGGUGAGUUAUGGAAAACAAUGUAAGAGUUCUCGUGUAAUUUAAAAAUAGAUUGUACACAUAUCAAAUGAUGUAUUUUAAUUUUACAUGUAAAAUGUUUACUGUCCUAAAUUUC
Cuscuta epithymum is the source of this 4266-nucleotide messenger RNA. The record is from the annotation of a GenBank genome assembly. NCBI's taxonomy places the organism in Eukaryota, Viridiplantae, Streptophyta, Magnoliopsida, Solanales, Convolvulaceae.